This is a messenger RNA of Aspergillus pseudonomiae, 2706 nucleotides long. RefSeq names its product chitin synthase class I (gene chsA). The record is from RefSeq and is a predicted model, not a curated record. Gene Ontology annotation, cellular component: cell periphery; cell septum. The transcript is spliced from 5 exons. Lineage: Eukaryota; Fungi; Ascomycota; Eurotiomycetes; Eurotiales; Aspergillaceae. The coding region runs from base 1 to 2706 and encodes 901 amino acids. Gene Ontology annotation, molecular function: chitin synthase activity.
AUGAACCCCCAUCAAAUGAACAAUCGGUCCCCGUCACCGGGUCGGCCAUUGAAUGCCUACCAGCUCUCAGAUGUUUCGUACGGGCCACAGGAGCGUCUUCAUAUGCCCUCGAGUGAUUUGCUGGCUGAGCAACCAACGUAUUCAGUGGAGAGACUGCCAAACUCUUACGGUCAUAACGAGGCCUACGAACAGCGCCACCCGCAGCAGGCCUACCCCGGAUAUGAGUAUUCGGUGGAUCCCGAGGCCCAUCACGACGCCUACUAUACGCAACCUUACCAACCUACAGCCACGCCACAUGAUGAUUAUGACUUAGGACAAUACCCCGAACACCAGCACCAGCACUCCUAUAGUGAUGAUCGCAUUCCCAUGCUACAACAGGAUAAUCCAUUCGGACCUGAUCCCUACAGUGAUGAAUACCAGGUGGAAGAGCCAGCUGACGGCCACACCCCCAGCCCGGCACCCCUCCGACGAUGGAAGACGGUCAAAGAAGUGCAACUGUUCAAUGGUAAUCUCGUGUUGGAUUGUCCGAUCGCGCCCAAGCUUCUGAGCCAGGUUCCCCACGCUGAGCCUCCGGGCCGUGACGAGUUCACACAUAUGCGUUAUUCCGCUGCAACAUGCGACCCCAACGACUUCUUUGAGGAGCGCUUCACCUUGCGCCAGAAACUGUUCGCUAAGCCCCGGCAUACCGAAUUGUUCAUUGUGGUAACGAUGUACAACGAAGAUGACUUCCUUUUCGCACGGACAUUGAUUGGUGUAUUCAAGAACAUUGAGCAUAUGUGCUCGAGGACGCAUAGCAAGACAUGGGGCAAGGACGCAUGGAAGAAGAUCGUGGUUUGUGUGAUUAGCGAUGGUCGUGCCAAAAUCAACCCACGAACCCGUGCAGUGUUAGCCGCCCUCGGAGUCUACCAAGACGGAAUUGCCAAGCAACAAGUCAAUGGCAAAGAUGUGACAGCACACAUCUACGAAUACACCACUCAAAUAGCUCUCGAGCUGAAGGGAACCCAAGUUCAAAUCAAAGGACGCUCAGCAGUUCCCGUGCAGAUGAUUUUCUGUCUGAAGGAAAAGAACCAGAAGAAGAUCAACUCCCACCGCUGGUUCUUCCAGGCAUUUGGCCGAGUUUUAGACCCCAAUAUUUGCGUCCUUCUUGAUGCGGGAACGAAACCUGGAAAGGACUCCAUCUAUCGUCUCUGGAAGGCAUUCGAUGUCGAGCCGAUGUGUGGAGGGGCUUGUGGUGAAAUCAAAGCCAUGCUGUCGCAUGGAAAGAAACUGCUCAAUCCCCUGGUUGCCGGUCAGAAUUUCGAGUACAAACUGAGCAAUAUCCUCGAUAAACCCAUGGAAUCCGCGUUCGGGUUCAUUAGUGUGCUUCCUGGUGCAUUUUCGGCGUACCGAUAUGUCGCAUUGCAGAAUGAUAAGAACGGCCAAGGUCCAUUGGAGCGGUAUUUCCUGGGUGAAAAGAUGCAUGGUGCCAAUGCCGGUAUUUUCGCCGCCAAUAUGUACCUGGCUGAGGAUCGUAUUCUGUGUUUCGAAAUUGUCACUAAGCGUAAUUGUCGCUGGCUCCUGCAUUAUGUGAAGUCUUCGUCUGGCGAGACUGAUGUUCCGGAUCGGAUGGCCGAGUUCAUUCUUCAGCGCCGUCGGUGGCUGAACGGCAGUUUCUUCGCCGCGGUGUAUGCGAUCGCCCAUUUCUACCAGAUCUGGAGAAGCGACCAUUCGGCUAUUCGGAAAUUCAUGUUACUCAUCGAGUUUAUCUAUCAAACCAUCAACAUGCUGUUCGCUUGGUUUGGCAUCGGCAACUUCUUUUUGGUUUUCCACAUUCUCACGACAUAUCUCGGUCAGAAGGACCUCCUUGGCACCACUGGUAGAGUGCUUGGGGUGGUUUUCGAAUGGCUGUAUCUUGCAACACUGGUAACGUGCUUCGUCUUAGCCUUGGGUAAUCGGCCGGGUGGGUCCAACAAGUUCUACAUGACCAUGGUCUAUUUCUGGAUUGGUAUCAUGAUUUACCUGGCGUUUGCUUGCAUUUUCGUCACGGUGAGAUCGAUCCAAACGGAGGUGCAGCAGAAUGAUUUUACCUUCACGGAUCUGUUCACCAACUCCACAUUCUUCACGAUCAUUGUGUCCUUGGGCUCCACGUAUGUCAUGUGGUUUGUGGCAUCGAUCAUCUUUUUUGAUCCCUGGCAUAUGUUCACCUGCUUCAUCCAAUAUAUCUUGCUCACUCCGACGUAUAUCAACGUGUUGAACAUUUACGCGUUUUGCAAUACUCACGAUAUCACAUGGGGUACAAAGGGUGACGACAAGGCGGAAAAGCUGCCCUCCGCGAACCUGAAGCCGGGCGGCAAGGUGGACGUCGACAUUCCGCAAGAUGAUGGCGAUCUGAAUGCCCAGUACGACUCAGAGUUGGCCAAGUUUGCUGAGAAGCCGCCCAAGGAAGUACAGGUUGUCUCGGAAGAAGAACGGCAGGCCGAUUACUACAAGGGAUUCCGAAGUGCGGUCGUGCUGGCAUGGGUAUUUUGCAACUUUGCUCUGGGGGCCGUCGUGCUCAGCGCAGCUGGCUUGGACCGCUUCGACGAGAACGAAAAGACCAAUGAAGGCUCGAACCAACGAUCCCAGAUCUACAUGGCAGUCGUCCUCUGGAGUGUUGCCGGAUUGUCUAUCUUCAAGUUUAUCGGAGCAAUGUGGUAUUUGGUUGUACGAAUGUUCCGCGGUGCUUAA